AUAUUGGACACCGGUGUCGUACUUCCUUAUAUACGACACCUACCAUUUCUUGGCCCCCAGAGCUCCAAUCGGCGUACAACAAAAUGCGCUGUGUAGCCACGGCCCGCAGCUAUCAGCCCAUACCAUUUUGGGUCAAAUCGGCCAAGGAAAAUGCGGAGAAAGAGCCGAAAAUAGGGGGCUACGCAACUUACCGGGGGGGUGUCAGCGACGUUCCGGUCAUAACUCCUUGCACAGACAUCGCCUGAUCGCACGUAAACUCGCGAUGAGUAGAUAAGCUUAUAUACGACACCGCCCGUUUCUCGCCACACACGGCGCGGAUGGACAUCAGACCACGUGCACUACAUUGGUACAGUCCAUAGCUAUCGUUCAAGCCGCUGUGGGGCGAAAUCCACCCAGUCAGUGCCAUGGUACGCCUACACCCGGCGGGACGGUGUCCCCGAGGGCGGUGUCGUAGAUAAGCUUAUAGACGACACCGCCCGUUUCUCGCCACACACGGCGCCGAUGGACACCACACCACGUGCACUACAUUGUUAUGGCCCAUAGCUAUCGUUCAAGCCGCUGUGGGGCGAAAUCCACCCAGUCAGUGCCAUGGUACGCCUACACCCGCCGGGACGGUGUCCCCGAGGGCGGUGUCGUAGAUAAGCUUAUAGACGACACCGCCCGUUUCUUGGCACACACGGCGCCGAUGGACACCACACCACGUGCACUACAUUGUUAUGGUCCAUAGCUAUCGUUCAAGCCGCUGUGGGGCGAAAUCCAAUCAGUCAGUGCCAUGGUAGGCCUACACCCGCCGGGACGGUGUCCCCGAGGGCGGUGUCGUAGAUAAGCUUAUAGACGACACCGCCCGUUUCUCGCCACACACGGCGCGGAUGGACAUCAGACCACGUGCACUUCAUUGGUACAGCCCAUAGCUAUCGUUCAAGCCGCCGUGGGGCGAAAUCCACCCAGUCAGAUUGUGGGUCAACCUUGUCAAAGGGGGGGGUAGCGUCCACCUGUGUUGUUCGAAAAGCAUGUCAGCCGCAUAUUCAAGUGUGAUAAAGAGGUGAGAUGUCACCGGUGAGGAGCGAGAGGAGAGGGGGUGGGGGGAGGAGAGGGAAAGAGAGGUGCCGGCGACAGGAGUGUAAAACGUGUCCACGAAGUCGAAACAGGGAUUCGACAUCAUUUGGUAGGGUCCGGGUUAGGUGCGUAUGCAUGUUAUUUUAUGCAUACCAUGCAACAAAGUUUUUUUCGGGGGGAUCGAGGGCUCGAGGACACAUGAUCAUGUACAUCAUGUGCCCACGACCACUGACACUAACGACGUUCGAGCCGAUCCACCGCGCCUACACUUGUAUCAUUACCCCCGAAGAUGAGACGAUGCGGUGCUAGUCAUUCGGUCGUUUCUGUAUCUGUUUUUGUGACUGUCCGGUGGGGUGACCUCAGACCUACCCAGGAACUCGAGGUGUAAAUUGUGUGAGUGAUGUUGCUGUGGAGAAAGGUUAUUUAGUGCAAUCCUCAGGCGACGAAUCUGUGGUGCACAAGAAUUGUAGAUUCAGGCGACUCUCCCUUGACUGCUGAUCUAUGGUCAUUGAUUUCGUUCACACGUCUUUUUGCUCGGCGUCCCGAGUGCUGAGGGUAAGCUGGAGCGAUGAGCUCUCCUUCUCUGUCUGGAUGGGAGGUUUGGUGCAUGUGGACCAGGCAGUGCCAUUGUAAAUUUUUGGAGCCAGCUCGGGCGUACAACUGAGCCGUUUGUUAGACUUUGAUAGCGACCUUUUAGGACGGACUAACCGAUGUUAACCGUAGCAAGCCUAGGUUCCUGACGCGCGCAAGGCCAGGUUUCUCACUCCAACCAACCCUAACCCUACCCCUCACCCACGGCUAACGCACGGCCUAGCGGCCGCGAACUGGGCGAGCAUGCGGCGCAGCCUCGUGCUCGGAACGGGGAGAGGGCGCUGGAGAGGAAUCGGCCGUUAGAACCAACGCCAAACAAUGCCCGACCAAUCAGAAUGCGUUAGUCCUAAAGAUCUACUAUCAAUCAAUGUCUAGUGCGACAACUUGCGAACGAGACAACAACUUGCGAGGAGCGAUGGAUCCGAAAGGGCCAGCUUCUCUUCCUACGAAUUCCCGACGGAGUUGUUUGUAUCUUCCGAACAAACACAUAAAGCAACCACGAUGGUAAUUCGUUGUGUUUUGCAGGGGAUGGACUAAUAAAUACUAGAAAAACCUGUAUCGGCGGUGAAACGUGUGUGUUUUUUUCGAACGUGAAGAUAACCUUACAGAAUCUCUUCGUCGACGGCAAUGAGGAUACUAGUCCCUGUCGGAGACAGAUGCCGGUACUCUUGCAGUAUUCACCCACUGCUAAGGGUGGCUAUUUCCUUUCGUUAGAUGUAACGAGGAGAGGAAGGUAGAAAAAGACUGACCAGAGGGUCGAGAGAGGAGAGCUGGAGGCUUCCCAUCUCUUUUUUCGGCAAUCGGCCAUGGACUUCGGAAGAGACAAAUCUCCUCGGUGUUUUACGUGCCAAUUCUCCCGAUGGCAAGUUACCCCGAGGAAUCAUAUCCUCCUACAUUUUGUAUGUGGACAAAUGGUUGGCUAUAUAUUCCGACGGGCGUCCUCCCAUACAGAACGAUUUUAUUUGUCUGCGAACAUCGGAAUUCGAUUUGAUUUCGAUCUUUUUUAUCCACCCGAGCGCCGAAGACCGCGGGAUCUUUAGGAAUUUGAUCUUUCGCUUCUACGAAUUGCCCUCAAAGGCCGCAGAAAAGAUCAAACUCCAUCUUGCUCGCAUCUAUCUUUUUGGGAGCAGUUUCUGGUUGGCCUAUACUCCCCGAGAUACUCCCGAUGUUGUCCGGACACAUGCCGCACCAGCCCGUGAGGCUAGCUAUGCACCCACACCUCGGCCAUGAUACACACUACCAUGGCGAGCCAGCUACAGUACCGCAAGACAGUUAGACAGUCGUCACUGCACGCCAGACCCGGUGCAAUGCAUGCUGUCGAUAUGGUGCAUUUGCGCCAUUUGAACCGUAGCAUACCGUUCUACAUGCUCUUCUUGAGUGACACACCAAGUCGGCGUGACGAGGAUGACGGCGAUGCUGCGAGCGGCAUAAAUCUUAGGAGUGCUGCACAGGCGGAGGCGGAGGCGAUGGGGUUAGGGAUGCUUCAAGCGGCGUGGGAGCGUGAGGAGCUGCCGCGCGUGCGUCCUGUGGACCGUGCUCCGGUGAUGCGUCUGUCGCGGACGAUCGACUCCGUUGAUGACUGGCGACGCGUAUCACAAAACCUCGGGGCAGCGGUAGUAGUAGGAGGAGGUCCUUGGCCUUCGUGCUGUGUGUUCACCGAAACUCUGGCGAGGGGAGCGGCCCUCGCCGGAGGACUCGUGUUGCCAUGAACACCCGGCAACUGAACCGGGCCAGCCUUCUCAUGAGUACGUUGACCUCCAUCGUUCUCCAUGAUUGUUUAGCAGCGGUUGUGAGUGUAAUGUUGUGGUAGCCUUGCGGUGGGGGUGGAGGCGGA
Ectocarpus sp. CCAP 1310/34 is the source of this 3481-nucleotide messenger RNA. The record is from the annotation of a GenBank genome assembly. NCBI's taxonomy places the organism in Eukaryota, Phaeophyceae, Ectocarpales, Ectocarpaceae.